GUACAACAUCCAGCAGCUAAAAUGGUAGUUCUAGCAUCACAGCAGAUGGAGCAGGAAAUUGGUGACGGGACAAACUUCGUAAUUGUCUUUGCCGGUGCUCUCCUAAACAGUGCAGAAGAAAUUCUGCGUAUGGGAUUGUCGCCCACAGAAGUUAUUGAAGGCUAUGAAAAGGCACUCAAGAAGGCAUUAGAAAUUUUACCUGAAUUAUCGUGUGGGUCAAUAAAAGAUAUAACUGACAAGGAGGAUGUAACCAGAGUGAUAAAAUCUUCUAUUAUGAGUAAACAGUAUGGUAAUGAAGAUUUCUUUGCAAAACUUGUGACAGAAGCUUGCAUGUCUGUCUAUUCAAACAAGAAAGUUGUUUUCAAUGUAGAUAAUGUACGAGUCACAAAGAUAUUGGGUUCUGGUGUUUUGAGUUCAUCUGUUCUUCAAGGCAUGGUGUUCAAAAGAAAUGUUGAAGGAAACAUCACUAAAGUCAGCAAUGCUAAGGUUGCAUGUUAUACAUGUCCCAUAGAUUACAUGCAAACUGAAACGAAAGGUACUGUACUGAUAAAAUCUGCUGAGGAGUUGAAAUCUUUCAGUAAAGGAGAAGAAAGUCAACUUGAACAGCAAAUCAAGGCCAUUGCUGAUUCUGGCUGUACAGUUGUGGUAUCUGGUGGGAAAGUUGGCGAUAUGGCAUUACAUUUUCUGAACAAGUACAACAUCAUGGUAGUGAGGCUGUUAUCUAAAUGGGAUCUCCGUCGACUAUGUAAAACCAUCAACGCGACUGCCCUACCUCGUAUCACCCCACCAACUACCCAUGAGAGUGGUCACUGUGAUCAAGUAAUGGUGGCUGAGAUUGGGGAUACCUCAGUGGUGAUCUUUAAACAGGAAAAAGAGGAGAGUGCCAUCUCAACUGUGGUUAUACGAGGUUCUACAGAUAAUCUAAUGGACGAUGUGGAGAAAGCGGUAGAUGAUGGUGUUAAUACAUUCAGAGCUCUGACCAGGGAUAACCGUUAUCUUCCCGGUGCUGGUGCCACAGAGAUAGAAUUAGCAAAGAGGCUGACUGAAUAUGGUGAUAGCUGUCCAGGUAUAGAGCAGUAUGCUAUUAAGAAGUUUGCUGAAGCAUUGGAAGAUAUCCCUCGCACAUUAGCUGAGAAUGCCGGAGUGAAAGCCACUGAAGUUCUCUCAAAGCUCUAUGCUGCUCACCAAGAAGGCAAACAAAAUGUUGGAUUUGAUAUCGAGGGUGAGGGCUCUGCUGUUAAAGAUAUUGUACAAGAUGGUGUAUUGGAUCCAUAUUUAACAAAAUACUGGUCCUUAAAGUUGGCUGGUACUGCAGCAGUAACAGUUCUGAGAGUAGACCAGAUUAUCAUGGCGAAAGCAGCUGGUGGACCCAAAGCUCCCAAACCAGGACCCAUGGAUGCAGACGAUGAUUAGGAAAAGAAUCAAAACAAUUUAUUCCAUUAUUGUAAUUUGUGAAUCUAAUAAUUGUGAACUCCUAAAUGUCUUCGCUCUGCUUUUAUUAUGAAUGUUAAUUUAUGAGUUGCAUAGCUUCAAUAUUGUCAAAUUAAAAGAUUAUUACUGUAAUGAGUAUGGAAACUUUGUUACUGUAAUGAUCGAUACUUUAUUACUGUAAUGAGUAUGGACACUUCGUUACUGUAAUGAGUAUGGACACUUUGUUACAGUAAUGAGUAUGGACACUUCGUUACAGUAAUGAGUAUGGACACUUCAUUACUGUAAUGAGUAUGGACACUUCAUUACUGUAAUGAGUAUGGACACUUCAUUACUGUGAUGUGUAAUGGACACUUCAUUACUGUGAUGUGUAAUGUACACUUCAUUACUGUGAUGUGUAUGGACACUUCAUUAC
Messenger RNA from Saccoglossus kowalevskii, 1843 nucleotides. RefSeq names its product T-complex protein 1 subunit theta-like. Lineage: Eukaryota; Metazoa; Hemichordata; Enteropneusta; Harrimaniidae. The record is from RefSeq and is a predicted model, not a curated record. Gene Ontology annotation, molecular function: ATP-dependent protein folding chaperone; ATP binding; ATP hydrolysis activity. Gene Ontology annotation, biological process: protein folding.